AAAGGCGGCGGCGGCGGCGGCGCCCCCCGCCUCCCGGGGCAGCCCCGCACCGCGCUCGUCGCCCGGCCGCCGCUAUGUACCGCUGCCUGGGCGAGCAGCUGGCCUCGCGCCUCGCCGCCACCGCCGGCUCCGAGCCAGCCGGGGCCGUGGUGGUGGCGGCGUGGGGCCGCGGCCGGUGCCCGCGGCGGCGCUACUGCGAGGCGGCGUCCCCGCGGCAGGAGGACGACCCCAACUUCUUCAAGAUGGUGGAGGGCUUCUUCGACCGCGGCGCCAGCAUCGUGGAGGACAAGCUGGUGGAGGGGCUGCGCACCCGCGAGAGCAUGGAGGAGCGGCGGCACCGCGUCCGCGGCAUCCUGCGCAUCAUCAAGCCCUGCAACCACGUGCUCAGCGUCUCCUUCCCCAUCAAGCGCGACAACGGCGAGUGGGAGGUCAUCGAGGGCUACCGGGCGCAGCACAGCCAGCACCGCACCCCCUGCAAGGGAGGUAUUCGUUAUAGUUUGGAUGUCAGUGUGGAUGAAGUGAAAGCCUUAGCAUCUCUAAUGACAUAUAAAUGUGCUGUUGUUGAUGUGCCAUUUGGUGGGGCAAAGGCUGGUGUCAAGAUCAAUCCCAAGAACUACACAGACAAUGAAUUGGAAAAAAUCACAAGAAGGUUUACCAUGGAGCUGGCAAAAAAGGGUUUCAUUGGUCCUGGAGUUGAUGUGCCUGCUCCUGAUAUGAGCACAGGGGAAAGGGAGAUGUCCUGGAUUGCUGACACCUAUGCCAGUACAAUAGGACACUAUGAUAUUAACGCACAUGCAUGUGUAACUGGCAAACCCAUCAGCCAGGGUGGGAUCCACGGGCGUAUAUCUGCAACUGGUCGUGGUCUCUUCCACGGUAUUGAAAAUUUCAUCAAUGAGGCAUCGUAUAUGAGUAUAUUAGGAAUGACUCCGGGAUUCGGGGAUAAAACAUUUGCUGUUCAGGGAUUUGGUAACGUGGGCUUGCAUUCUAUGAGAUACUUGCAUCGGUUUGGAGCAAAAUGCGUUGCUGUUGGAGAAUUUAAUGGUUCUAUCUGGAAUCCUGAUGGAAUUGACCCAAAGGAACUAGAAGAUUACAAAUUGCAACAUGGGACAAUCAUGGGCUUCCCUAAAGCACAGACACUUGAGGGCAGUAUUCUGGAAACAGACUGUGACAUUCUCAUCCCUGCUGCCAGUGAAAAGCAGUUGACUAAGGCCAAUGCUCACAAGGUCAAAGCAAAAAUUAUUGCUGAAGGUGCCAAUGGGCCUACGACUCCUGAAGCUGACAAAAUCUUCUUGGAGAGGAAUAUCAUGGUUAUUCCUGAUCUUUACCUGAAUGCAGGUGGUGUAACGGUAUCCUAUUUUGAGUGGCUGAAAAACUUGAACCACGUCAGCUAUGGUCGCCUGACUUUUAAAUAUGAAAGGGAUUCAAACUACCACUUGCUCAUGUCUGUCCAGGAAAGCUUGGAGAGAAAAUUUGGGAAACAUGGUGGAACUAUACCAGUUGUGCCUACAGCAGAAUUUCAGGAUAGGAUAUCAGGUGCAUCUGAGAAGGAUAUUGUCCACUCUGGGUUGGCUUAUACAAUGGAGCGUUCUGCUCGGCAAAUCAUGCGGACUGCCAUGAAGUACAACUUGGGUCUGGACCUGAGAACAGCUGCCUAUGUCAAUGCGAUUGAGAAAGUCUUCAAAGUCUACAAUGAGGCUGGCCUGACCUUUACAUAAGCAGGCCGUCACUGCUCCUUGUUGUAUCCCAUCCCUCUUGCCGUAAAUGUACCCUCUUCUUGGAAAAGCUUAUCACACGUUUACAUGUAACCACAAAAAUUUCUUUUCUUCUGACAUUAUAGUGGAUUCUAUUCUCAAUUAGUUUCAGUCCAAACUAGUCUUUUUUUUUUUUUUUUUUUUUUUACAAUAAAACCCCAUGGAUUAGGAAAUUGUAUACAAGCAUGUAUCUGAAGGUAACAGUUCAUCUGCACUUGUGGGGGCCAUUCUGAGUAUUUCACCUACAAAGCAAAAUGGUACAUUUUGUGUGUGAACGAGUGGUCUUGCCACCUGAGCCACUUCUCAAACUUCAAAUCAGAUACUGUACUAGAUGAGCACUUAGCUCAUUAUUACUUCAUGCACUUUUGUUUAAUGUAAUUUUAGCUUUGGCACUUUCAAUAAGGCCUUGUAUGAUCAAUGCUAUUGCAUUGUCAGAGGAAGAAUUGGCCUCUAGCAGGGAUUAACUUUGAUAGGAGUCUAAUUUUUAUUUGUAGUAAAGCUUCAGGCCUGGUUCUCUUUAGGCAAUGUUUUUUCUUUACUGUGCUGCUGUUAUAGGACUGCAUUUUAUUGCUUGUUCAAGCUAGCUUGACCAUCACCAUGAAGUAUAUGUAGAGUCAACAAACUAAUAUUUUUAUAAGCUGAAACUAUCAAGCAACUCUAGUUACAUUUUUAAAAUCAAGCUUUAUGUAAUUAUUCUGACUACAGGUUUUCUUUUUUUUUUUUUAAGGGAUAGUUUGAAUUUUGGUAAGCAAUCAUACCUAGGUUUUUAGCAUUUGUUUUCACUCUUUUCCUUUUGGAGGCUUUUUGAAAAUUAGAUGUUGCCUCAGUGAACAACUAUAGUGAAAUUGAACCCAGAAGUUAUUGGCCAAACUACGGAGGAGCUAAAAUGCUGCUAUAAACUUAAUCCACUGUCUUAACACAUAGCCUUCUUUCUUUUGGGUCAUCAGAAGAUCUCUAAAGUUUUGUUUUGAACAUAUUCGAAUAUGACAAAAUGGACCUCAACACAAUAUUGUGUCAAGCACAGUUCUUAAAGUUCAAGGCUUUUGUCCAGUGGCAUCCCCUUGAAGUGCCAGAUGUUAUUUAUAUAAUUAAUGUUUUUUUUAAGAAAGACAACUAGUCCCUCCCAGAAACUCAUGCUUUUUUCUAUCUACUUUGUAACUGCAUGACAUAACAUGGAGAGAAGAGCAGUUAUUAAAAAAAAGUUGACCUUUCCAAACCUA
Molecule: messenger RNA, 2971 nt
Organism: Oxyura jamaicensis (ruddy duck)
Lineage: Eukaryota; Metazoa; Chordata; Aves; Anseriformes; Anatidae
Gene: GLUD1
Product: glutamate dehydrogenase 1
Exons: 13
Coding region: 75-1715 (546 amino acids)
Biological process (GO): L-glutamate catabolic process
Cellular component (GO): mitochondrion
Molecular function (GO): L-glutamate dehydrogenase (NAD+) activity
Source: RefSeq, a predicted model, not a curated record